Messenger RNA from Linum trigynum, 771 nucleotides. The record is from the annotation of a GenBank genome assembly. NCBI's taxonomy places the organism in Eukaryota, Viridiplantae, Streptophyta, Magnoliopsida, Malpighiales, Linaceae.
AUGAUCAAGAGGCGGUUUUAUAGGUUGGAACAUGGUGACAAAGAUGAAGCAUCUUCAGAUUCAUCUUCGUCCUCCUCCUCUGACUCUGAUGUUGAAGCAGAAUCAUCUGACGAAUCAGCUCAUGAUGCAACUGCUGAAGACGUUAAUCAGCAAGAUGUCACUUCCCCUGCUUCAUCUGGAUAUGAAAGUGAGGAAAGCUCUGCCGCCGAGGUCAAUGAGGAUACAUCAGAUUCAGAAGUUGAAGAUGAUUCAUCUGAAGACGACAAGCAAACCCGUAUCUCAGCCAAGUUAUCUGGUAGACCCUAUGGCAAACCACUCGGUAGACAGUCCAAAAAUACUGAUGAAAAGGAAUCAGAACCAGUUGAUGAUAUGCCAGAUUGUGUACUACAGGUUAAGUCUGUAUAUAGGUGCAGAAUCUGCCCUCGAAUCAUUUGCUUAACUGAUCAGACUAUGCGUGUCCAUUUGAAAUCCAAGAGACAUGCUCGCUCUGAGAAGCAACUGAAGGAGAAUAGGCUGAAGACCGCCCUGAAUAGUGAUGGUGAGAUGGAGAACCAGGAGACCCCAGCUGAGAUGAACGCUCGAAUUGUAGCCCUUGCAGAAGAGAAAACAAAGAGGAAGAAGAACACAGGGAGACAGCGGCAAAGGAACAGGUUGAGAAAGAAGAAAACCGGAGAUGAUACGGUGGUGGUGGAGAAGAAAACUGAUGUGGUGGCGGAGAAGAACAAGAAGGAAUCCACGGAAGGCCUCGCGAGGAAGAGACGAAAGAAAUGA